Dictyostelium purpureum is the source of this 1338-nucleotide messenger RNA. RefSeq lists its product as uncharacterized. The record is from RefSeq and is a predicted model, not a curated record. Gene Ontology annotation, cellular component: mitochondrion. Bases 112 to 1299 code for a protein of 395 amino acids. NCBI's taxonomy places the organism in Eukaryota, Evosea, Eumycetozoa, Dictyosteliales, Dictyosteliaceae. The transcript has 3 exons. Gene Ontology annotation, molecular function: molybdenum ion binding; oxidoreductase activity.
AUUUAGUGUAUAAACACACAACAUUAUUAUUUUUUACAUAUAAAUUAUAAUAUAUUCAAUAGUAAUAAUAAUUAUUUUAAUAAUAAUUAAUAAUUAAUAAUAAUAAUAAUAAUGGAAGGUAUUAAAGUAUCAUUUGAAAAUGAACCAUAUAGAGACCCUGAUUUUAUUAUAAAUCAUAAAGCACCAUUUAAUGCAGAACCAAAACCAGAUGUCUUGGUUCAAUCAUUUAUUACUCCAACUGAAAAGUUUUAUGUUAGAAAUCAUGCACCAGUACCAGAUAUUUGCCCAACAGCAUACACAUUAAAGAUUGAUGGUUUAGUAGGUCAACCAUUAACAUUAUCAUUAAAUGAUAUUAAAACUAAAUUUGAAAAAGUUACAAUUACUGCUCAUUUACAAUGUGCAGGUAAUAGAAGAACAGCAAUGAGUGAAUAUAAAAAAGUUAAAGGUGUUGGAUGGGGUAUUGCAAGUUUAUCAAAUGCUACCUGGGGUGGUUGUAGAUUAAGAGAUGUUUUAUUACAUGCAAAAAUAUUUUCAAAAGAAUCAGGUGCAAACCAUGCAGUAUUUUGGGGUUUAGAUUUUGGAUGUCCAGAAGAUAAUGGAAAACCAUAUGGUAGUUCAAUUACUGUCGAAAAAGCAAUGGAUAUUGAUGGUGAUGUUUUAUUAGCAUAUGAAAUGAAUGGUGAAACUAUAAAUAGAGAUCAUGGUUUCCCAUUAAGAGUUGUUGCACCAGGUAUUAUUGGAGCAAGAAGUGUUAAAUGGUUAGAUAAAAUUACAAUUAGUCCACACGAAUCUGAAAGUUUCUUCCAAAGAAGAGAUUAUAAAAUCUUCCAUAAUGGUGUCGAUUGGAACAAUGUAGAAAAGUAUUGGGAUAAAACUCCAUCCCUUCAAGAACUCUCAAUUCAAAGUGCUAUCUGUGUACCAGCACCAAACUCUGCACUUUAUUUACCAUUUACAAUUACAGGUUAUGCUACCAGUGGCGGUGGUAGAAAGAUUGAAAGAGUUGAUGUUUCAUUAGACGGUGGUGAAACUUGGGACUAUGCAGAAUUAUUAGGUGAGGAUAAAGGUGUUUGUACAAAAUACUGGGGUUGGACUCUCUUUAGAUAUACAAUUACCAAAUUACCACAAUUAGAGGGCAAAGACUCUACCAAAAUUAAAUUAGUUUGUCGUGCUUGGGAUCUUUCAAGUAAUACCCAACCAAAGGAUGUUAAAGAUAUUUGGAAUUUAAGAGGUGUAAUGAAUAACUGUUGGCAUACAGUUGAUGUUACAAUUUUAAAUCAAAAUAAAAAAUCAAACCUUUAAAUAAACAAAUAACCAAAUAACCAAUAUUUAUAUAUAUAU